AUGAGUAGAACUAGGAGUCGAAUUCGGAGACCUGUAAAUCCGAAUGAUGAUCCGGAAAUUCAAAAAGCUUUGGGAUCAAUGACGAUUAAUUCGAGUCCUGAUGAGAUGCCAAGACCAGCGAGUUCUAGAAGAAGUUUGUUUGUUUUUUUGGUUUGGAAAUUAUUGAUUUUUCCAGAGAAUGUUCCGCUUGUUGUGACGAAAUCGAAAACAAUGAAUAAUCUUAUGAUUUUUGAUAGCAAUGAUUUUUAUUUCGGAUAUUUCUGAAGUUCGAAAAGAGGAAAAAAAUGCGAAAAAUGCGAUUGUUUUUACUGGAUUUGGAAAAGAAAAUAUUGAUGAGUUGAAACGAAUUGCACAAGAAUUCGAGCUCGAAAUAUCCACUGAAUUGGAUGAAAAGAAAACGAAAUGUGUAAUAAGUCGAGAUGGACAUCGAACACUUUUAGUUGUAAAAGCGAUAUGUUUGGAUAUUCCAAUUGUCAAACCAAUUUGGCUCGAAGAAUCGGAAGAGGAUUCGAAAUUAUUGGAUGCGGAUGAAUAUGAAUAUGGAGAAUGGAAAGAUUUAUUGAAGAAACGAAAGUUUUCGAAAAUCACGUUUUCGAAUUAUCGAGCCAUUUUUGUGCAUCGAAAUUGUGCUCCCAAACGAGCGGAUAUUUGUUGGAUGAUUGAAAAAUGUGGGGGGAAAAUCACGAAUAAAGUUGAGAAAUCGGAAAUUGUUAUUGCGCCGGACAAUCGGGAUGAAGAAGAGGAGACGGAGAAUUAUAGAAGACCUGUUGUCAGCCCGAUUUUUGUGAUAGGUAAGGUUUUUAGGAAAAAUUUACAUUUCAAACUUUAUCCCAAUUAAAUCCUAUUCUAUUUUUUACCAGACCAGUCAAGCUGGCUUUUAAUUUUAUCAAAAAAAAAUUCUAUGAAGUUAGGCGAUUUUCUGGAAAAUGUAAAAUUCUCACUAAACAUGAGCAAUGUUGGAAAACUUCCGAAACUUCAGAAAUUGAUAACAUGAGCAACGAUUUUUGGUACAAUCCACAAUUCAGUCUUGAAUUAUCAUUUCAGAAAAAAAAAACAAUUUUUUAGCAUGAGCAAUGCCAGGAAAAUUCUAGAAUUCCCCAAAAUUUUAGGAUCUGAAUUGAAAAACACAGUAAGCCAGGAAUACUGUAGCUCAUUCAGAAAAAACUCGCUUUUUGUGAUAGGUAAGGUUUAGAUUUAGGUUUUUUUAAAGAAAAAAUUUAAAUUUCGAAUUUUUCCCAUGUUAAAAAGAAUUUUCUUGAAAUUUCUGAAGAGUCCUGAAUUCUAGAUGAAAAAUUAAAACUAGUACCUAAAAUCCAAAAAAUUAGGGAUUGCUCAUGUUAGUGAUUUUUGGACAUGGUUUCACUUCUUUAUAAUUCUAAUUUUUCUCUAAAUUUUGGCACCAGAUCUACUUGAACCUCCAAAUUUUUUCAGAUUCCAUAACGAACAAUGAAUGCUUGGGUAUUGAGGAUUAUACCAAUUAA
Molecule: messenger RNA, 1481 nt
Organism: Caenorhabditis angaria
Lineage: Eukaryota; Metazoa; Nematoda; Chromadorea; Rhabditida; Rhabditidae
Source: the annotation of a GenBank genome assembly